Molecule: messenger RNA, 794 nt
Organism: Ilyonectria robusta
Lineage: Eukaryota; Fungi; Ascomycota; Sordariomycetes; Hypocreales; Nectriaceae
Product: TspO/MBR-related protein
Exons: 3
Coding region: 148-717 (189 amino acids)
Cellular component (GO): mitochondrial outer membrane
Source: RefSeq, a predicted model, not a curated record
CUUAUAUUACGUCAUUGAGUCCCAACUGUGAACUCUCAUUUCCCUUCAUUCUCUCUUCGUCUUCAUAUACAUUGUAUCUGUGCCCAUCUUCACCUGUUCAAGUAAUUUUUUUUUCCAUUUCGACCAGCUGAGUGAUCUUUUGUUAAGAUGACAACUUUCAUCCCUGCCCUUACAUUGCCCUCUGCAGUCUUUCUCAAUCCCGCAGUGUCCGUCCUGCUGCCCAUUGGGCUGGGGACUGCCGUCGGCCUCAGCGCGAGGCAGACCCAAAAGACAUAUCUUGGUCUGAAGAAACCUGAUCUGCACCCUCCGCCAUGGCUCUUCGGCCCUGUGUGGACCAUGCUAUAUGGUGUAAUGGGUUACGCUGCAUAUCGUGCAACAUUCAAUGGCCUCUCUCCUCUCUCUUCCCCUGAGACCAUCCGGACGACCAGGCAGGCCAUGACACUCUACACAAUCCAACUUGGACUCAACCUCAUUUGGACCCCCCUCUUCUUUGGUUUCAACCGCCCCGUUGCAGCGACGGUUGAUAUAAUUGGACUCAUCGGUGUUAACGGGUAUCUGACUUAUGUCUGGAGCACCAUCGACCCCGUCGCUGGCUGGUGUCAGAUCCCUUACCUGGGCUGGCUGAGCUUUGCUACAUACCUCUGUGCUAGCAUUGGCCACUUGAACAACUGGGAUUUGUCCGGCAAGUCAACCAAAGCGGAGGCCAAGAAGCAGUAGAGGAUUGUUUGAGAAUGAAGUAGAGCUCUCCUGGUAUGGAACUUUUGCAAAAUGGACUAAUGUCUUUGAACAUUAUU